This is a messenger RNA of Panonychus citri (citrus red mite), 2683 nucleotides long. Its product is annotated as V-type proton ATPase subunit d-like. Gene Ontology annotation, biological process: vacuolar acidification; vacuolar transport; proton transmembrane transport. Gene Ontology annotation, molecular function: proton-transporting ATPase activity, rotational mechanism. The transcript has 4 exons. The record is from RefSeq and is a predicted model, not a curated record. The coding region runs from base 1363 to 2433 and encodes 356 amino acids. NCBI's taxonomy places the organism in Eukaryota, Metazoa, Arthropoda, Arachnida, Trombidiformes, Tetranychidae. Gene Ontology annotation, cellular component: proton-transporting V-type ATPase, V0 domain; lysosomal membrane; early endosome.
CACUUUGAAUCGCUGAUUUAAUAGAGAUGAUACUAUUUCGGGGUAAACUUCGGGCACCAGUCAUUUUGACCUUCGUUGUCUUUUCCUUUCCAGUACAAUUGUAACCACAAUCACAAAUGAUUCGAGUUGUAACUUGUUUGUUAAUCUUGCAACUUUGGAUUAAGUCUUUGCGAUGGCUUUGAUCGGCUUGAUGAUUAAAAUCUCCUAAAUGCCUUGAUCUCUUUCUCACUCUGUUUCUUCAUCAUGUUGACUUUUAAAAUUAACUUUAAUAUCGAUAAUUGAUUAUCAAUAGAAAAUGAAGAUUCCGUUGAAGGAAAAGAAAUGAAACUUUCUACUUUGGAACCAAUGAAAAGAUCGAGUCAAAAAGACGAAGAUGAAUUUGUAAAUAUUAAUUUCAUUUUCUUUUCUUUCCAUUGGAUAAACUCCAUGGAAAUAUUAAUAUUUCAAAGUUUCAUUCUUAUGAUUAACUAAUUGUUUUCCAUUCUUCUUCAUCCCUGGUAACCAUCAUGGUGAACUUGUAAUCUUUUCCAUUGGAACUAUGUAUUGGGCCAUCAAUCAGCAUGAUUAACCACCGAAUGUCUAAUUGUAAAUCUUAAUUUACCCGAGUUGAUUGGUAAUGAUGCCAAUAAAUGUCAAGAACUUGAAUUGAUUCAAACAUUUAAGCGCUAAAAUGAACGCUUUCAAUUAAAUGGAUCGUAGAGUUGGAUUGGACAUUUUAAAGUUCGAAACUUUUGGGAAAACUUUUACCUUUCUAUCAAAGUAACAAGAUGAAGAAAAUAAAUGAACCGAUUUAGUUGAUCAAUCAAUUAAAUGGUCAAUACAUUAAAUUCACGAUUUUACAAUUACAACAAAAGAAAACAAAUUGACUCAAUUUGUUGAUCAAGUGAUUUGAUCAUGUUAUCAAAUUGAAGACAUGUACUAUUGAAUUUAUUUUACGAACUAUAAAUAAAGACAAACUGUAGAGCAAUUCAGUUGAGAUGAAUAACUGAAUUCAUGUUAAUUGUUUGAGAUGAAAAUGAAUUUUUGUCGCUCAAGAAUAGAAAAAUAGACAGAGAAAAGAAAGUGAGUCGAAGUGUAAACUGUGAGUGUGGAUAAAGAAAAAGGAAAAGCUUUUUAGAGAGAAAGAGUUAGAUUAACAUCGAUACUCUUGUUAAUCUCUCUGGUGGAUUCAUUUUAAUCACUUGUUCUUUAAUUAUCUCAUAUUAAUUGUUCACUUGUUCAUCUGUUCAUCUGUUCACCAUUUGCAUUUGGAUUACUCAAAAUUCAACCUCAAUUUCAUCAUAAAAUCAUUUUCCUGGUCUACCUGGAUAAUUGGAAUUCAUUUGGAAUCAGUUAAUCAACUAAAUUGCAUCUAAAUCAGCGAUGAUUCUCCAAGCUUUAUUCAAUGUUGAGAAUGGUUAUCUGGAGGGUCUCCUUCGUGGCUUUAAAUGUGGCAUAUUGAGACAAAAUGAUUACCUUAAUUUAGUUCAAUGUGAUUCAUUGGAUGAUUUGAAGAUUCACUUACAAAGCACCGAUUAUGGUAAUUUCUUGGCUAAUGAACCUUCACCUUUGGCUGUUUCCGUGAUUGAGGAUAAAUUGCGAGAGAAAUUGGUUACAGAAUUUCAUCAUAUUCGAAAUCAAUCAGUUGAACCUUUAUCAACAUUUCUCGAUUUUAUCACUUAUUCAUACAUGAUUGAUAACAUUAUCCUAUUGAUCACCGGAACUCUACACCAAAGACCAAUACCAGAGUUAAUUGACAAAUGUCAUCCACUUGGAAUAUUUGAUCAAAUGGAAGCAAUUAACGUGGCCACAACUCCGGCCGAUCUUUACAAUGCUAUUCUUGUUGAUACUCCAUUGGCUCCAUAUUUCGUUGAUUGUUUAUCCGAACAGGAUAUGGAUGAAAUGAACAUUGAAAUUAUUCGUAACACUCUGUAUAAGGCUUACCUUGAAAGCUUUUACAAAUUCUGUGAAGAUGAACUCGAUGGUACAACCCGUCAGGUGAUGUGCGAAAUAUUGGCCUUUGAAGCUGAUAGGAGAGCGUUUAUCAUUACAAUUAACUCGUUUGGAACUGAAUUAAGUCGAGAAGAUCGAACCAAAUUAUAUCCUAAAUGUGGUAAAUUAAAUCCUGAUGGUUUAGCUGCUUUAGCUCGUUGUGAUGAUUAUGAUCAAGUUCAUGCGGUUGCUGAUUUCUAUUCUGAUUAUAAAUCAAUAUUUGAAUCGGGAUUCGGUGGUGGUCAAGGGUCAGAUGUUGAUGAGAAAACAUUGGAAGAUAAAUUCUUUGAAUAUGAAGUGAAAUUAAAUGUAAAUGCGUUUCUACAGCAAUUUCACUUUGGUGUUUUCUAUGCGUAUCUCAAGCUAAAGGAACAAGAAUGUCGCAAUAUCGUUUGGAUCGCCGAGUGUAUCGCUCAAAGGAUACACACUAAUAAGCGUGAACAUUACAUUCCAAUAUUUUAAAUUUCAUUUCUCUUGAAAAAAUCGAUUGAUUAUAAUUUAAUCAACUUUCUCUUUCUGUGUGUCAAUUUUAAUCAACCCAAUUAAUUGAUCUCAUUAUUAUUGGGACUCAAUCUGUUUAUCUUAUUGUUUUCUUUGACUUUUCUUUUGUAAAUAACUAACAAUUAUUGUCUUCUAGUCAACUGAUUAUUUAAACUAAAUUUAGACUUUCCGAGUGGUAAUUAAAUCAUUCUAAUUAUCAUCUUGUUUUAAA